AUGGCCAACAGUCCAACGAGCGAUUCGAUCGAGACCGAGGAGCUGAUCCAGCUCGAGAUGACCAUCAGCAACGACGACGACGAGGCAGCAGCGAGCAAGGAGGCGGAGAAACCUGCCAAGCGACGCCCGCCGACCUUCGAGGCCGCAUUCAGCCAGGCCAGGUCGCUGCCCAACCACGCCAGGGUCAACUACGAGCAGGCACUCAUCAGCACCAACCACUCGGCCCGCCCAGACAGCCUCGUCCUCCUCCCAGCACCCUCCUCCGCCGAAAACACCGCCGAAAACAACCUCCACUCCCUCGAACGGCUCAUCCUCAACGAGCAGCUCCAUCCACUCGACCUCUCCCUCCACGACCCCGCUAGCAACUUCCUCACCAGCCUCGUUGACUCUGAACCAAGCGCAUCCUCAACCGAACUCGUCUUCAACCCAUCCAUCUCCUCCCCACCUCCCCAUCAUCCCCCACCUCAACAGCAGCACUCACUCUCAGGCUCGCCACCACCACAGCCACCAUCACCGCCCCCUCAACCGCUGCUCAGCCCCCCUGCAAGCCCGACGCCCUUCCCCGAGGAUCCCAACUCGAGUCCACCAGGCCUCUACGGCAGCAGCCCCCCCGCCGAACCCGAGAGCCCUUCGCCGAGCCCACCCGCACCCAAGCCAAUCUCCCCUCCGAAAAAAUCCGCACCACCGCCCCGUCCUCCGCCACUCAAGCUAUGUCUCCCCUCUCGCCCGCGUCGGCCAGCCAUCGAGACCUCGCAGACCCCAUACAACUCCCCGGCGGGUUCGAACCCAUCGACGCCGACGCUCAGCACCUCCAACCUCAGACCGAUCACCGACCAGCCGGCCAACGUACUCAAACGGACCAUCCAAGCAUCUUCCUCGUCCGCAACAAACCACCCCCCAGCCGCCAAGAAACAGAAAAUCAACCCCCUCUUCCUUAGCUCUAAUUCUUCCCACUCUUCGCCUGGCCCUAAAAUCGUCUCUGAAACCGAUAAGCUUAAAGUCUGGAAACGCAUACAUCUGCUGCGUGCUCAACGCGACCUCCACACUCAACGCACGCUUAGCUCGUCUUCGAAAUCCUCAGAGGAACUCGACCGGCUCGAGAAACUAGCGAAUACGACCCCGCUAUCGAGUGCGAUCGAAUUGAAGAACCAAGCCCAAGAAUAUGUCGACAUGAUCCAGAAGAUCCAAGAUGCACUAGGCGAAGAGCUUGUGCGAGUCCAGCUGGAAGAGAGCGUGCUCCGACAUGUCCGCGGAAUCAUUGCUGACCGACUGGUCAAGAACCAGGAGUGGAAUCAGCAACACUCCUAG
Molecule: messenger RNA, 1308 nt
Organism: Puccinia triticina
Lineage: Eukaryota; Fungi; Basidiomycota; Pucciniomycetes; Pucciniales; Pucciniaceae
Exons: 3
Coding region: 1-1308 (435 amino acids)
Source: RefSeq, a predicted model, not a curated record